Achroia grisella is the source of this 1225-nucleotide messenger RNA. It is a transcript of the gene Tango11, whose product is annotated as transport and Golgi organization protein 11. The transcript is spliced from 5 exons. Bases 176 to 856 code for a protein of 226 amino acids. Lineage: Eukaryota; Metazoa; Arthropoda; Insecta; Lepidoptera; Pyralidae. The record is from RefSeq and is a predicted model, not a curated record.
UUUGCAGUCUGGUUCUGGUACUGAAAUUACUGAAUGACAUUAAUUUGAUAAUUUCAACUAUCUAUGUAAUAGUAGUGCUUAGGUUUAAGUAUUCUUCUAUAAAAUAUUACGUUCUUAUAGCCAAAUGAAAUGAAUUAAUAUCGUAAUAUUUUAAUUUGUAUAUAAACUCAAUACGAUGCAGUAUACAUCAGACGAAGCUUACGCUCGCCUCAUCAGUCACAACAUGACAGUACCACAAAGGAUUAAGGCUACAGGUGACAUAGUUGAUGAUGAAGGUGCACCCAAUGGACUAGUAACAGGGUGGGAUUAUUCGAAGGAAAAAUUUGACAUGAAAGUUCCAGAAAGGAUUCUGGUUGUCGGGCAAGAUCAGCAUAUUGGUACAAAAGCUCCACCUAGAGAAAUUCAGUUGGACAAUGCAGUGCUCCCUACUGAUCCUGGCAUGAUACGUGUGAGCACGCCACCACGUGUUAUCACUCUUGAUCAACAUUAUUUUCCAUCAGCUGACGACUUCCCACAGGGCAUACCAAAUUCUCCUCCCAGGAAUGUAAGGCCAUAUAGGUCACAAGGGGAUGGAGCCCGCUCUACUACACCCAGAACUGAUCUUUUUAACGAAUCCACUAUGAGCGAGUCCCGUUUAAUACUGAAUAGAGAUCCUACACCACCUAUGGGCAACGGUGAAGGUUUGUCUGCUGCCGAAGAACUGGUGCAUUUACGAAGACAGAUUGUUAAAUUGAACAGACGGGUAAUGUCGAUAGAAGCUGAACAGUUACAACGCCAACAGAAAGAGAAGAUAGCUUAUGCUAUUGGAAUUGCUUACUUGUUGUUCAAAGUUAUGGCAUGGUUAAAUAGAUCCUAAUUUUUAUUAGACACAAUGUCAUUAAAAUGUAAGAUGAAAUAUAUUAAUGUAUUUUUGACUUCGUGAAAUGUAACUGAUAUGUUCACAUUGUAAAUGAUACAUGAAAACUCUGUCCCAGUUUAUCAAUCACUUGAAGUAUAAAAUAUUAAUGCAUUAUCAUCGUUUAGCUUAAUUUAGAUUUUUUUUAUACCAUUAUGUAUAUUUCUGUAAUUUGUAAUUGUACAGUGUAUGCAUUUGCAUAAACGUUUUUAUAACACACAUAUAUUUACGUUUCAUCUACUUUUAAUGAGUUGUUAAAGUGAAGUGACCUCUCUUUUUAGUAUAGAUGAAAGGGUCUUUUUUUAUUUAAAUAAAUAGAGUUCACCUAUA